AUGCAGAGGUGCGCCGUAAGCUCUGUCUAUAUUAUUGAGGCCAUCAAGAUUAUCCGUAUUUACCCCAAGAACAAGCGGCGGACUAAGAUCUUCUUCGAACUGCUCACUGUCAAUGCCAUUUUUAUCCUGAUGGAUAUCACAUUGGUGGUGCUCCAGUAUUUGGACUUCUACAUCGCGCAAACUUUCGUGGAAUCGUUUGUGUACAGUAUUGAAUUGAAGCUGGAGUUCGCUGUCCUGGGCACUCUGGUUUCCAUACCACACUUGCAUGUGACUUCAGAGCCGAUUUCUAGCGGCGAGGAAGAAAGUAUCCGUUCUUCCCGUGGAAAGGGGGUUACGAUUGCUGCAGAACAUGCCGAGCCCGAGGGUCCGAGCACACGCCUUACAACCGUUGCCGGAGUUAACUCUGGGGGAAAGACACCGAAUGGAAAGAAGGAGGUGGACAGUUGA
Penicillium canescens is the source of this 447-nucleotide messenger RNA. RefSeq lists its product as uncharacterized. Bases 1 to 447 code for a protein of 148 amino acids. The record is from RefSeq and is a predicted model, not a curated record. NCBI's taxonomy places the organism in Eukaryota, Fungi, Ascomycota, Eurotiomycetes, Eurotiales, Aspergillaceae. The transcript is spliced from 2 exons.